UUAGUUGCAGGACGCAGACAGACCCUACUCGGCUGGCGGGCCAUAAAUAAUACAUUUUCGUAAGGGAGCCGUGGGCCAUAUAAAAUAUAACCCCGUGCCAAGAUUGGCCGGCGGGCCGGACUUUGGACAUGCCUGGCCUAGGCUCUUCGUAGACGAGCUCGGAUGUUACUACGUUUUCGAGCCUCGGUAAAAUGUCAGUGAAUAGACAUGUAAUCCCACAUACCCCGCUGGCUGUAGACUUCUGGCAGGUUCGCAAGUGUCCACACGCUCGCCUGUUUUUUCUAUCUCACAUGCACAGCGACCACACAGUUGGUUUGACUUCUACAUGGAGUUACCGACCGAUCUACUGCUCCCCAGUAUCUGCUGCGCUCUUGAAACUAAAACUACAGGUGAAACAGGAAUGGAUCCGUCCUCUGGAGUUGGAGGAGCCGUACAUGCUGCCGUUGGAUGAUAUCGGCAAGGAAAGACUGACGGUCACACUUAUAGACGCCAACCAUUGCCCGGGGUCCGUCAUGUUUCUUUUCCAGGGUUACUUUGGCUCGAUACUCUACACAGGUGACUUCAGGUACGCUCCCUCAAUGCUACGUGAGCCUUGCCUCAGGAACGACAUCCACAUAGACCUCCUGUACCUUGACAACACCAACUGUGACCCCACCCGGGUCCUGCCAACCAGAGAGAGAGCCCUAGAGAAGAUCAAAGAGAUCAUCCGCAGCCACCCCGACCACAACGUUGUCAUCGGUCUGUACUCCCUGGGGAAGGAGUCUCUGAUCGUCUCCCUUGCCCUGGAGUUCAAGAGCUGGGUGGAGGUCAGCGCUGAGCGCAUGGAGACCCUCCGCCUGCUGGGGCUCCCGGACGUGUUCACCACUGACGAGGGGGCCGGCCGCCUGCGGUUGGUGGAGCAGACGGAGGUCCGCUACUCCAACAUGCAGAAGUGGAACCAGGUUUACCCUACCCUGGCCAUACUGCCCACCGGCAGGCCCGCGGUGCCCUACCAUCCCAAUGUGCACGUGGUGCCCUACUCGGACCACUCCUCCUACCAGGAGCUGGAGGACUUCAUCUCGGCGCUCAAGCCGGCCACCGUGGUCCCCAUCGUGGGCACCUGUCUCCCGGACAGCUUCACGGCUCUGCUGCCCCGCAAAAAGCGCGGCGACUUCCUGGUGCCCGAGUCGGUGCAGAGCUACAUGCUGAAGCAGCCGGCGGUCCAACCCAGACACAGAAGGCCGCCCCCUAGGUACAAGAGGGCACGCCCUACUCCGCGGGGGGUCGUGUUUGAGUCUCUCUCCGAGAGCUCGGAGGGUUCAACAAACGUGAGCGGGGCUUCGAUCAGCCCGGGAAGGACUGCUCCUGAGGUUGAGGAGGUGGUGGAGGUGGUGCGGGAGGUGGAGAAGGUGGAGGUGGAAGUGGUGGAGGAGGUGGAGCAGGAGGUGGAGGACGAAGUCCAUAUCGUUCGAGAAAAUGAAGGUCCUCAAAAACAUCGUUCCCGCUUUAACGCCCAUCAAAGUCAGAGGAGCGAGAAGAAGAGCCGCAAACGGAAAGGCGCGGUCAAGCUGGGACGUCACGUGUUCCUCUAACAAACCGUUGAAGGAGAGGGUCAAGGCGGGGGUCGUACGGUCUCCUGGAACACUGGAGGAGAUGGAAGGGAGCGUUUUACAGUGGCUGCCGUUCAAUCAGGAGGACAUGAUGAAUGGUGGGCUGCUGGACCGCAGGCUGGUCCAGCGGUUCUGCCUCGUUCCUUUCCCCCAUAACCAGGAGGACCAGACCCCCUUCCUGUAGGCCGGGCUUUUGGACCGGAUGCACUUGGUGCCAGACUACGUUUUGAAAGGCACUCCAGCACACAUCACUGCAUUAUUAUCCCAAAUCUUUACAUAAAGGGGAUGCCUUUGUGCUGUCCUUCUGUUAUUCUGUUAUUCUGUUUUUCUGUUCUGAAGAUGAAUAAUAAUGGAGAACAUAUUUGUUAGUAACCAUCCUCAUGUCAAAAGAGCUAAGCGACCUACGUUCUAAGAAUCUAAUGUUACCUCAGGUAUUUUCAGGCCGGUAAAGAUAAAAAUGUUCUGUGAUUUUCCAUCAUUGUCUCACGAUUAUGUUAAGUGAGUGCAUUAUGUCUGUGUAUUGUUUACUAUGGAAAUUUGAUGUCUUGCCACGUUUUUUGGUUUAAGUAGCCUACUAUUUUAGUUGAGUGGUUAAUUUGAGAGCUCAACGGUCUGAAAUUGUACACCUUGAUUUACUGCCUCAUUUCAUCACUCAUCCAACAUGAGCAUUGAGACAGCCCUCUGUCUAUACAGCCUCUUAAUGGUAAUACCACCCCAAUAAGCACUUGGGCACUUUGAUUUAUUCACAAGGAGUUGGAACUCGACGAUUAGACUUGAAGCGCCAGAAAAAGUCCUAUUUUGUUUGAUUAUGUUUGAUUGAAGAUUUGGAUGUCCAGAGCUUGUUGGCUGUGACAUGAGGAUAACUUGUUAAUAUUUCAGCCAUUAUGAGGUAAUAAAACAUGCAUAUUAAUGUUC
Gadus morhua (Atlantic cod) is the source of this 2504-nucleotide messenger RNA. RefSeq names its product DNA cross-link repair 1B (gene dclre1b). NCBI's taxonomy places the organism in Eukaryota, Metazoa, Chordata, Actinopteri, Gadiformes, Gadidae. The transcript has 4 exons. The record is from RefSeq and is a predicted model, not a curated record. Gene Ontology annotation, biological process: double-strand break repair via nonhomologous end joining; telomere maintenance; interstrand cross-link repair. Bases 192 to 1571 code for a protein of 459 amino acids. Gene Ontology annotation, molecular function: 5'-3' DNA exonuclease activity; damaged DNA binding.